GAGACGGGUUACUCGGCUCAAGCAGGACGGCGAACGGCACAUGUGACAACAAACACAGCUGAUCCAAGGAUGCCGAAUACCGCGCCUCCCAGGACACUGCUAGGCGACCACUGCCAUACUUAGACUGAAUCACCACUGCUCUCCACCAAGAACAGUGAUGGUACUGUGGGGGCGAGGGAUGGUGAGGGUGGCGUGGGGUGCCCCGGGGUGGGUGGUGGCAGGCCGGGCGCUGCAUUGGCCUGCAAACCAAGUCAGAAGCACCUUUCUGCAGUAUUUUGAGAAUCAGGGUCAUCACGUUGUGUCAUCCAGCCCUGUGGUGCCCUGGAAUGACCGCACACUCACCUAUGUUAAUGCCGGCAUGAAUCAGUUUAAGCCAGUGUUCCUUGGAGAGGUUGAGCGGCCGUGUAGUCGUGCCACCAGCAGCCAGAAAUGUGUGCGUGUGGGAGGGAAGCACAACGAUCUGGCAGACGUGGGUACUGACACCUACCACCACACCUUCUUUGAGAUGAUGGGCAGCUGGUCCUUUGGCGAUUAUUUCAAGGAGGAGGCGUGUGCUAUGGCUUGGAGACUGCUGACAGAGGUGUACCAGCUGCCACCCUCCUGUCUCUAUGUCACUUACUUCAAAGGGGAUGAAGAGCUGGGUCUGGAGGCUGACCUGGAGGUGAAGCACAUCUGGAGGGGUAUCGGUGUUCCUGAGGAGAGAAUUCUUCCCUUUGGCAUGAAGGACAACUUUUGGGAGAUGGGAAUGUUUGGACCCUGUGGUCCCUGCACUGAAAUUCACUUUGACCGUCUUUGUCGCCACUAUGCUGGGGAGAGAGUCAAUCUUGGAGUGGAGGACCUGAUAGAGCUGUGGAAUAUAGUGUUCAUCCAGUUUGAGAGACUACAAGAUGGCAGCCUGCGGAACUUAGGGACCCACUUUGUUGACACUGGGAUGGGUCUGGAGAGGAUCACAGCAGUGCUCAACAACAAGUCUUCUAACUAUGACACUGAUCUCUUCAUGCCAAUAUUCUCUGCCAUCCAGAGGAUGAGUGGCAGAGCAGCCUACAGUGGUGGCUUCAGUUCAGAUAACCAGUGCCUGGACACAGCGUACCGGGUGUUGGCGGACCACGCACGGAUGGUGACGGUGUGCCUGGCCGACGGCAUGUUCCCCCAGGAAUGUUACAAUCUCAACCACAUCAUCAAGCGCUCCCUUUCCAUCGGCUGCAAGCACUUUGGCUUCACACGGGGGCAUGGUGGCCUAGGGGAGCUUGCUGGGGUGGUGGCUGAGACGCUGGGACAGGCUUAUCCAGAGCUGGUGACACAGCUGCCUCGCAUCACCACUGUCCUGCAGCACGAGGAGGAGGCCUUCUAUGACACUCAGAAGGAUGUGUCCAGAGGCUGGAAAGAUUUGGUUUUGGAAAGACCAGAGUUGGCCAGUGUUACCUGCUACCACAUACCAAGAAGUGUUGAAGGCAUUGAAGACAUGCUCCCUCAUCUGCACAGAUGGAAAGAGCAAGAACACACUCCCGGUGCUGCGGCACACAAACUGUAUGCCACCUACGGCUUCAGUACCGCUCUGAUUAGUGAGCUUGCCCAAGUAUAUGGUCUUGUGGUGGACGAGGAGGGACUUGAGGCGGCCAUGGAGGAGGCCAGACAAAGGGCAAGAGAGGGACAAGUGAAGGCUUACUAUGGCAUGGAAGUGAACAAAGAUGGAAGGUUACUGCAAGACCUCCAUGCAUCAAAUAUACCCUUGACUGAUGACAGUGCUAAAUAUCUUUAUAACACUGACUCUCAAGGAUGCUAUGAAUUUCCCCCUGUCAAAACAAAUAUCCAGGCAUUGGUUGUGGAUGGUAGCCGAGUGGAAAGAGUCAGAGGCAAUGCAAAUGUUGGUGUCAUCUUAGAGGCAACCAAUUUCUAUCAUGAGGCAGGUGGGCAGGAUGGGGACACAGGCUGGCUGGAGACAAAUGGUGCAGAGUUGAGAGUGAAUUCUGUGGACAACAUUGGUGGCUACCUCAUUCACUGGAGCACACUGGAAUGUGGCGAGGUGGCAGUGGGAGACACAGCUGUGGUCAGGAUAUCUGAGAUGCCACGGAUGGGUUGUAUGAGGAACCACACAGCCACACAUCUCCUCAACAGUGUCAUCAAGGCCAUCACAGGUGUGUCAUGCCAGACCUCCUCCAGAGUGACUCCUGACUACCUCCUCCUACAGCUGCACACCUACCAGACCCUCACACCCUCAGCCCUUACUGAGGCACAGCACCUCAUCAAGAGUUGGAUAGCCCAGCGGUGCCCCAUCCAUCGCAGGACCAUCGGCUUCCAGGAGCUGCUGCAGGAGGGCAGUGUGACUCUGGUGCCUGGGGAGGUGUACCCUUACUUUGUGCAUGUCAUCUCCAGCAGGGCACAGAGGGACAGUGCCAUGCAGGGUGGUGAAGCGGGCUACCUGGAGUCCAUGGAGCCAUGCUGUGGCACUCAUCUCCUCAACACAGCACACAUUGGCACCUUUGUCAUUGAGAGUGUUAGCAAAGCCGGGCAGAGCAACACAAGGAUACGUGGCUUGUGUGGGGAGGAGGCGGCAAGAGCAGAAAGCAAUGGUGCGGCUGCCCUCCAGAAGGUGAAGGAGUGGAAACGCUUGGUUAUUGAAGCCACCAGUGCAGGAGCAAAGGACAGGCUACUUCACCUUGACCAGGAGAUAAAGGAGUGGCAUGCCGAUGUGUCUGCCUCGCUGCUGCCUCACCUGGCUCGCUGUUUCAUCAGCCAGGCUGUGGAGGACCUGGCCAGACUCUUGAAGAAGUCCAUCAGGGUGGAUGCCAAUGUGGAGAUGGCCAAUGAAGUGAAGGACAUCAUGAGCAGACAGCCAGUUGGUGCCAUCAUUCACCUGGUGAAGACAGACUUUGGCACCAGCAAGCCCAAGCUGCGGCAGGCCACCAAGAUUGCCAAGGACCGCCCCGUACUCCUGCUGGUGAAAACUAAUGGGAUGGUGAUGGCUCGAUGCACACUGCCAGAGGAUAUGGCAGGGCAGGGAGCCUCAGCACAGAAGUGGCUCAGCUGUGUCCAGGAGUCAGUUGGGGGAAGCGUUGAGACACCCCCUGACAAGAGCUCCAGACUGGUGGCCAACCUCAGGAGUCCCAAGCUGAGGCCUUCCAUUCUCCAGGAGAAGCUGCAGGAGGCUCUUCAGGCUUCUAGUAAAUAUAUAGAGAAAUUUUCCAUCCAUGCAGGGGAGAGUUCUUGAGUGGCUCUCAGAGGUAGACUUGUACAGUGUUGUGUUUGAAUAAAUGUACUUAUUUGUUUU
This is a messenger RNA of Portunus trituberculatus (swimming crab), 3268 nucleotides long. It is a transcript of the gene AlaRS-m, whose product is annotated as alanine--tRNA ligase, mitochondrial-like. Gene Ontology annotation, molecular function: amino acid binding; ATP binding; nucleic acid binding. The record is from RefSeq and is a predicted model, not a curated record. NCBI's taxonomy places the organism in Eukaryota, Metazoa, Arthropoda, Malacostraca, Decapoda, Portunidae. Gene Ontology annotation, biological process: tRNA modification; alanyl-tRNA aminoacylation. Gene Ontology annotation, cellular component: mitochondrion; cytoplasm.